AUGAUAAACGUCACUCUUGAGAUAAACGUCUCUAUUGAGAUAAACGUCUUUAGUAUGAUAAACGUCACAAUUACGUCGUCUGUAAAAUCUUGCGAACAGAUUGAAAAUAAUAAUAAUAAUUCAAGACGCAAGUCAUGGUCAAGGGCAGUAUUUAGCUCGUUACAACGUAAAGGAUUAGAGAAAAGGUUUAUCAUUCAAAAGUAUAUAACUAAGCCUGACAGGAGACAACUGGCUGGAACUUUGGGGCUCACAGAUGCUCAAGUAAAGGUGUGGUUUCAGAAUCGACGAAUGAAAUGGCGACAAAAAAUACAAAAAAAGCAACAUAUUGAAAUGCAGCAGUUUGAAAAUGUUUCGAAUCUCACUGUUUCGAUUCCAAGUUACAAAGAUAUAUCAAAUAAACUGCAGUCCACAGAUAAUUGA
Messenger RNA from Trichogramma pretiosum, 420 nucleotides. RefSeq names its product homeobox protein DBX2-like. The transcript has 3 exons. The coding region runs from base 1 to 420 and encodes 139 amino acids. Gene Ontology annotation, molecular function: DNA-binding transcription factor activity, RNA polymerase II-specific; sequence-specific DNA binding. NCBI's taxonomy places the organism in Eukaryota, Metazoa, Arthropoda, Insecta, Hymenoptera, Trichogrammatidae. The record is from RefSeq and is a predicted model, not a curated record. Gene Ontology annotation, biological process: regulation of DNA-templated transcription.